Molecule: messenger RNA, 1290 nt
Organism: Solanum stenotomum
Lineage: Eukaryota; Viridiplantae; Streptophyta; Magnoliopsida; Solanales; Solanaceae
Product: purple acid phosphatase 2-like
Exons: 8
Coding region: 16-1290 (424 amino acids)
Molecular function (GO): acid phosphatase activity; metal ion binding
Source: RefSeq, a predicted model, not a curated record
GAAGCCUCAAUUGACAUGCCAAUUGAAUAUUUUCUUCCUCCCCCUGGUUAUAAUUCCCCCGAGCAGGUUCAUAUAACACAAGGAGAUCAUAUAGGAAGAAGUGUGAUUGUUUCAUGGGUAACACCACUAGAAAGCCAAUCAAAUUAUGUGACCUUUUGGGAAGAAGGGGCCAAGCAUCAUCACAAACACAAAGCUCAUGCUAAAACCACAUCUUAUAAAUACUAUAAUUACACUUCUGGUUAUAUCCACCAUGCCACAAUCAAACGACUAAAGUAUAAUGUGACAUACAUAUAUCAACUGGGAGAACAUAAUUCUACUCGGAGAUUCUCCUUCACAACUCCGCCAAAAGUUGGACCAGAUGUUCCUUACACAUUUGGUAUUAUCGGGGAUUUGGGGCAAACAUAUGACUCAAAUCAAACGUUGGAGCAUUAUUUGUCGAACCCAAAAGGUCAAGCUAUGUUGGUUGUUGGUGAUUUAUCAUAUGCAGAUCAUUACCCAUUUCAUGACAACAUGAGAUGGGAUACUUUUGGCCGUUUUAUUGAGAAGAGUGCUGCCUAUCAACCUUGGAUUACUGCUGCUGGCAAUCAUGAACUUGAUUUUGCUCCUGAGAUUGGUGAAAAUACUCCAUUCAAGCCAUACACGCAUAGGUAUCAUGUACCCUACAAGGCAUCUCAGAGUACAUCUCCUCUUUGGUAUUCAAUCAAACGUGCAUCGACUUAUAUAAUAGUCCUAUCCUCUUAUUCAGCCUAUGGUAAAUAUACUCCACAAUAUAGUUGGCUUGAAGAAGAAUUCCCAAAGGUUAACAGAACUGAAACUCCGUGGCUAAUUGUUCUGCUUCACUCUCCAUGGUACAACAGUAACAACUAUCAUUACAUGGAAGGUGAAAGCAUGAGAGUGAUGUUCGAGUCCUGGUUUGUUCAGAACAAGGUUGACAUGGUGUUUGCAGGACAUGUUCAUUCUUAUGAACGCUCGGAACGAGUAUCAAAUGUUAUGUACAACAUCACAAAUGGACAGAGUACUCCAAUUGAAGAUCCUUCCGCACCUAUAUACAUAACAAUUGGGGAUGGUGGAAAUAUUGAAGGCAUUGCUAACAAUUUUACAGAACCACAGCCGAGCUACUCAGCUUAUCGUGAAGCCAGUUUUGGUCACGCAGUUCUUGAAAUUAAGAACAGAACUCACGCCUAUUAUACUUGGCAUCGUAACCAGGACAGUGAACGAGUUGCAGCAGAUUCUUUGUGGAUUUACAAUAGACACUGGUAUCCUAAAAAGGAAACCAGCUCUAUGGCUUGA